UUUCCACCACACAUUUCCCCUUCAGGGCGGCAGAGUGGAGGCUGGGGAAGCAUGCCACUCCAAGUUUGAGAGUGAGAGAGUAGACACUGGAGGAAGAAGAAACACAGUAGACACUGGAGGAAGAAGACCCACACACACACGCACACACACACACACACACAGCUGGGAUUGCGUCUGUGGUAUUCAGCAUUCAGAUGUCGUCGUCUGGAUGCUGGAGCGCCACACCUGAAACCUCGAACCUCGAAGCCUUUCAUUUGCAGCAGUAACUUGGGCGGGUCUCGGGGAAGCAGCCAAGCCUGGUGGCUCACAGUGAGUUUGUGUGAUUAGUGGGUAGCGUGUGGGGGCUCUCAUGGCGUCAGCAGACCACCAGUGCGAGCGACACCCCUCAGGUGCCCACUCACACAUCCACCCGCAAUGUCCUGUACACAGCCCUUCAACAGAGGAAGUGAAGAACAGUGGCCUACGCAAGGGCUUGAGCAGACACCGAGACUAUGUGAAGAUCUCUGUACUUGAUGGCAAGGGCAAGCCUCCACCCAUGGAGUGGUGGAAGACGGUGAUUGCGUUCUUGUACGCAGCGUUCAACCUGGUGCUGACCACGGUGAUGAUCACAGUGGUGCACGAGAGAGUCCCAGCGAAAGAGAGCAGCCCGCCACUGCCGGAUAAGUUCUUCGACUAUGUGGACCGUGUGAAGUGGGCCUUCACGGUGACCGAGGUGAAUGGGAUGCUACUGGUGGGGAUUUGGUCUAUACAAUGGCUCUUCCAUAGAUAUCGAGCCAUCUUGGGCAGGAGGUUCUUCUUCCUAAUGGGCACUUUGUACCUGUAUCGCUGCGUCACCAUGUACAUUACCACGCUGCCCGUGCCUGGCAUGCACAUGUCCUGUGCCCCAAAGCUUUAUGGAGACUCACAGGCGAAACUACAGCGAGUUCUGCAGCUGAUCUAUGGAGCUGGCCUGUCCAUCACCGGUUCCCACAUCAUGUGCGGUGACUUCCUGUACAGUGGCCACACGGUCAUGCUCACCCUCACCUACCUGUUCAUCAAGGAGUACUCCCCCCGCUCGUUCUGGUGGUAUCACCUGCUUUGCUGGCUCCUGGCUGCAGUUGGUGCAGUGUGUAUCCUCGUGGCUCAUGAGCACUACAGCGUGGACGUAGUGGUGGCGUACUUCAUCACCUCCCGUCUCUUCUACUGGUAUCACACCAUGGUCAAUGUGCAGGCUCUAAAGUGUUCGCCCAACAACUACCUCACCCACACGUGGUGGAACCCCAUCUUCAACUUCCUGGAGCGUAACGUGCAGUCACAAGUGCCUUGUUCGUUCUGCUGGCCGCUGACCUGGCCUCCAUCCUGCCUGAAGAACCCAUGUAAAAAUUACUCCAUGGUGCAGAGUGUUCGCGAGGAGUGACCGUCAAAUCUUCACCUCCACACUGUUACUUUUCUUUACAAUUACUAUACAAUAUUGGUAUACGUUUAUUUAUGAACACCUGAAAUCUUGCAUAUCAAUAAUACCAAAGACUGAAGGGGUUAUGAGAAAUCAACGGCUCAGGUUUAAUAAUUAUUAAAAAGACACACACACACACACAAAAAAAAAAAAAAAAACCCAACACAACAACAUUAAACCUUUUUUUGGGGAAACCAUGCACAAUUCAAUAACUUUACCUGUUACUGAUUUUAUUUUUUCCCCAAGUAAGUUAGUAUGCAAACAAAUUAUAAGAAUAAUAUUCUAUGAGUAAUAUUUGUUAACAAAAAAUUGUAUUCACUUUGAUUUUUUUUUUUUAACUCAAUGAAGUGGUCUUCAAUUGUGCCUUAUUAAGCAUGUAUUGUUGAAUUUUUUUUUUUACUUGAUUCUAACUUUUGUUGAAUAUUUCUUUUUUUUUAAUUUUUUUUUUUUUUAAACAAAAGAUAACAUUAAAAGUCAAACAAAUUGAAGAGUGUAUUGUAUUUGUUGAUGCAAAUAAAAACUAAUAAUAAACCACAA
Messenger RNA from Ictalurus punctatus (channel catfish), 1969 nucleotides. It is a transcript of the gene sgms2a, whose product is annotated as sphingomyelin synthase 2a. Gene Ontology annotation, biological process: ceramide biosynthetic process; sphingomyelin biosynthetic process. The record is from RefSeq and is a predicted model, not a curated record. Gene Ontology annotation, cellular component: Golgi membrane; endoplasmic reticulum membrane. The coding region runs from base 350 to 1396 and encodes 348 amino acids. Gene Ontology annotation, molecular function: sphingomyelin synthase activity; ceramide cholinephosphotransferase activity. Lineage: Eukaryota; Metazoa; Chordata; Actinopteri; Siluriformes; Ictaluridae. The transcript has 6 exons.